Molecule: messenger RNA, 3108 nt
Organism: Planococcus citri (citrus mealybug)
Lineage: Eukaryota; Metazoa; Arthropoda; Insecta; Hemiptera; Pseudococcidae
Exons: 3
Coding region: 224-2929 (901 amino acids)
Molecular function (GO): protein binding
Source: RefSeq, a predicted model, not a curated record
UAGAAUGUUCAACGUUCAAAUGGCGAGAAAGUUAUAACGAAAAUUAAAUUUUGUUGUAAAUGGCUUUGCCUUGAUACGGAUUAAUUGACUUCCUCAUUUGAUAAGGCGUCUCAACUUGUGCACACAAACUCACAUUUCAUGUUACAAGAAUACUAUAGCGAAGAAAGCAACAGAGAUCAGCCUGUUUCUAACUAACUGUAAGUUAAAUUUCAACUAAAAUAAAAUGAAACCAAAUACAGCGUUGAAAGUUUUUUUCGUGUUAUUUGCAUUUAAUAAAAGACUAAAUCCUCGCAUUCUUGCUACAAAACAAAUUCAUGACACGUUCUCAUUUCUGUGCCAAGAUCAAAUGGUUAAAAUUGACUCGAACAUAUACCAUUUGGAUCGAUUGAAUUCAUCACUGAAAUCGGAGUAUUUCGAGAAGUUAUUCACCUCAGAAGAUUUUAAACGGAAAAACGAUCCAAUUAUAGAGGUACAGUCCCUCAGUAGUGAAGUAUUUCCUACAAUACUUGAAAUAAUUCACGGAAAAGAAAUACAGGAUAUUUUAAACAAGGAUAACUAUCUUUCAUUAUUAAAGGAAAUAAAUCAUUUCGGCAUGAGAAUAGAUCUGCAAAUUUUCAGUAGCUUGAUCGACUGCGAUUUAGAAUCCUGUUUGCCCCAAGAGGCGAAAAUAUUCGAAUUGUACGCUUUCAUCAUUCAGAAUAGCCAGUUCGAGUAUUUAUCGAAGAGUGUUUUGAAGUACAUGUCGAAUCACUUGGACGCAUUACAAAAUCACGAAAUACUUUCGUCUGACGUGCCGCUUGAUCACCUUGUUCGAUUAAUUAAGAACUUUAAACAUCCGAAUGAAAACAUAAGAUAUAACGUUGUUCAAAUUUGUUCGGAAUGGCUCAGUCACGAUAUGAAAAAUAGACUUCCACACAUGGCACAACUAAUGAAAAAGACAAAAUUAUUGUAUCGCGUUUCAGAAGAAUUGUAUUCGGAUUUCAGCAAAUGUUUACCUUCGUGCGAUCUAGAUAAGCAGGCAAGACGAAAAAUGAUUUCGACAUGCUUUUUUGCAGUGAUGGCCAGUGGUGGUAGACUUCACCCUACAACACCCGAAACAGAGUAUAACUACGACAGUUAUGCGAGAUAUUCUUCAGAAGAUUCAAAUGAUGAUAGUGAAACAGAAACGGUGGUACACGAGAGAUAUGUAAAUGACCGAAACGAUUCUGUCAAGUUGAAUGAAUUCCGAAAGAAUGGAGAUUUAUACGACAUCACGGUUCGAGUUGGAGAAAAAACAUAUAAACUUCAUCGGCGUGUUUUAGAAUCAAAAUCUAGCUAUUUCAGAGACGUUUUCAGAGCAGAGUAUUCUGACGCAAUCGCUCAAUCUGAUGGAACACCGAAAACAUGUCCAAGUAAAGAUGAGGAAUACCUAAUCAAUGAUGAAAUCGAUCCAUCAACGUUUGAAGACGUAAUAAGUUCUCUAUAUGGGUAUGAGAAGGUUCAUGCAAUAUUUGAAAGAUUUGAAUACAAAUGGGAUAAAAUUGUGAAAUUUUUAAAAAUCGCCCAUUCUUUAAGACUCGAUGAACUAUUACAAGAUUGUAUACACAAUUUGAAGAAGGAGCACCAAAGAGCCAAUUCCCAACAUGUUGAGCAGAUUUUGAAUUUUGUACAUGAAAAGUCGGAAUAUGAAAAUUUGUACGUUAUUCAUUUAAGCAAACAUUUGGCAGAAAACUGGCCUAAUAUCCGCAACAUGUCGCAAUUUUGUUCAAUUUCAUUGCCUGUGCUAAAAAACAUUCUGAAUUCGUCACAUUUCCGAUUCGACGAUCCGCAUAAAAUCUUGGACAUUUGUUCGAAAUGGACGUGUCAUGAUAUGAAGGGUCGGUACCAAUUUUUACCUCAAAUUGCCCGAGUUAUAAAUCCUCUUUGUGUGGUAGAACAUGACGAAUAUAUAACUGAUGUAGCAGAUUUCAACACCUCACCAGAGAAGUUUGUUCGAGACGAAUUAUGGAAAAUUCUGUCGUCACCGCCUCAUAUUACUUAUUCGGAUAAAUACUUCAAAAAUGCAUCGAGGAAACUGGAAGAAAUACCAGUGUUUAUCUCAGUCAUGAAGGAAAAAAAUAUAAAUGUACUUAAUACCGAUCUAGAUGUGAUCACAUCAAUUAAUCAUUCUGAACCCAUCUACUCAACGUGGAAGUCAUUAUCAACAGGACGGAACAAUCCAUUUUUGGCGACUCUUAUCAACGAUAAUUUAUUUAUUCUUUCUAACUUUAACAAUGAUUUUAAAUUUCUGGUAUACAAUUUUUUUCUGAAAACAUGCAUUCAACUGCGCUGCGAUCUUCCUAGACCUACUUACCAUACGAAUUAUCGUUUCUACACCCUUUUGAAUUGCAAUAACGAGAUUUAUAGUUGUUCAAAUUACGGCCGAAUAGCGAAAUAUUCGAUGCAAUUUGACCUCUGGACAACACUCAUACAGCGGGAUCUGCAGUCAUACAAAAGAGAUCUUCACUACACAAGUGAUGGGAAAACGCUUUAUAGGAUGUAUGAAAUUCCAACAAAAGAAAGACCUUUCUUCAGUUACCAAUACAUUGUGGAGGAGUUUGAUUUGAAAAAUAAUUCCUGGAAUCGUGUGCCAGGUUCACCUUUGAUAGAAUAUCUCUUCGAUCCUAUUCGUUUCGGUAUGAUUAAUGAUCAUGAUUUCAUUAUUUUCGCCGAUGGGAAAAUUGUUACAUCCAACCGCGGUGUUACGGGCAAUGAAUGGCAUUGGAGUUAUCUUAAGAUACCAAAGAAAGGUGUACUCAGCUUUGCGCAGUAUGAAGAUAAGCUGUUGGUAUUGACCGAGUAUAAAUUUUACCGCUAUUACCCCACCAACGAAAGUUUUGAAUUCAAGAAAGCUAUUCCAAAAGCCAUAUGUUAUGGUAGUCAUAUUGUGACGAUUGAUAGACAUUUAUGAUAUGGAACUCGACACAAUGAAGCAAAUCAGUAGUUCUGUGUCCCUGUAAAAGUACGAGUAUAUUGCAAAAAAAAAACUGUAGGUAGGUAUUUGAUUUACGUAUGAUCAUUUUUACGAUUUUUAUGCGCAUUGUUGUCUUGCUGUAUCUACCAAUAAACCGUGACUAAUCAAAAUAUUUA